This is a messenger RNA of Mastomys coucha (southern multimammate mouse), 1614 nucleotides long. It is a transcript of the gene Fbxo48, whose product is annotated as F-box protein 48. The record is from RefSeq and is a predicted model, not a curated record. The transcript is spliced from 4 exons. Gene Ontology annotation, cellular component: SCF ubiquitin ligase complex. The coding region runs from base 156 to 635 and encodes 159 amino acids. Lineage: Eukaryota; Metazoa; Chordata; Mammalia; Rodentia; Muridae. Gene Ontology annotation, biological process: SCF-dependent proteasomal ubiquitin-dependent protein catabolic process. Gene Ontology annotation, molecular function: protein binding.
GAAAAGUUUCAAAUCCGGAGGACUGAAAUCGCGGGAGGAGCCAGCACCGCGCCUUUAGGAAGCCCCGUUCAGUACAGACGUUGCAGUUCUAACCACAACCCAUUUGGAUCAUAACCGCCUAAUCAAAGGUUACAUAUGAAGACAAUUGGCAAACUAUGAAGAACACUUCCAAGAAGAACAGUAAUUUCAAAGUUCCUGGUACGGAGUUGAAUUCCUCGGAUGCUGAAAGGGGAAAAAGAGAGAAUCAAAGUAACUUUGUUGAACUGCUGCCCCUGGAAGUCACUUCUAAAAUUUUCAGCCAGCUAGACCUUCAGAGUUUAUGCAGAGCUUCCAGGACAUGCACAAGUUGGAACCGUGCAAUAAGAAACAAUGACUCCUUAUGGAAACCCCACUGCUUGACCAUAAGAGCUGUGUGCCAAAGAGAAAUAGAUGAUGAUGUAGAAAGUGGUUAUACCUGGAGGGUAAUACUCCUAAGAAAUUACCAGAAGAGCAAAGUGAAAUACGAGUGGCUAAGUGGCAGAUACAGCAACAUUCGUUCUCCUGUUAGCCUGCCAGAAAAGGCUAUGUGCCCCAUGGAUGCAGAUACAUGGGGGGAAAUUCUAGAUGCAGAACUGGAAAGAGAAGUUGAAAAAUAGCAAUAGUUUGAUGUCGCGUGAUCAAAAUUACUCAGACUACAAGAGACUUUUUGAAAUCUGAUAAUGGCCUUCUUAGCCUUUUAAAUAUUUAACAUUUAAAAGAAAACAAAGUUGAACAUGAAGCUUUGUUUGUAUUUUGCACUCAAGUUAAAAAAUUUUUCUGGUCUUAUACUACGGGGAAAUCAUGAAAUGUUAUUUUUAUAAGAAAUAAUAGACUGGUAGAAUGAUUUUGAAAUGUAUUGCUCCAUGUAUUUAUGUUAGAAUAUUGCAUUACUUUAAGUGAUAGAAUUUAUUGUUGUUUUCUAUUUAAACCUUCAAGAAUUUAGGGGAUUUUUGAAGAAAUUUAUUUAAAGAUUCAUUAUAAAUAAGUACAGAUAUAUAUUUAGAGGGGGAAUACCAAAGUGAAUAGUUGCAAUAUAUUUAAAUUGAUAAUAAAUUUACAUGUUAAUAACUUAAUAGUUUCCACUACAGUGGAAAAGAUUGAAUUGUCAAAUACUGAAACUAUUUUAAAAUGUGUUAAACAUAUAGUUUAUUUAAACUUGAUCUAAUCUUGGGCUCUCAGAUUAAUGUUUUCAUUUUUUUUCUACAAACCUGAGAUUAGUCUCAAAGACUGAGAAUGUGUGGAACAUUUCAGAACAUUUAAUGACUGUUAGAACCACUAAAGGCUUUAUUUACCUUAGUCAAACUCUUUCCAGCACUUGAUAGUGCCAUCUACUGUACUCUUAGAUGCUUCUCCUUACUAACAAGGAAAAAUUCUCAGAGCCCUAUUUGACUUCGUUAAAAUGUAUCUUUACAGGGAGGGACUUUUCCCCCCCAACUUUGUUUCCUUUUUUCAUAAAAGUAUAUUACAUAGCACAUUCCAUCUAUCAGGUUAUUCCACCUGAAUCUGAAUCAUAGUAAAAAGGUGUCUACAAAUAUGGUCAAAUAUAUGGGGUUUUCUGUAGCUGUGUUCCUUCCCUUUUACUGCUGUGAUUAAACA